AUGAGAGAGGAGAGAAGAGAAAAGAAGAGGAAGAAGACAGGAGAACAAGAGGAGUAUAGGGCUGUCACAAACCCUAGGAGAGAGACAACUUACCUGGAGAUGCCACCGGAAGGUUGCUGGCCACCGGAGUUGGGGGUGGGGGUAGGUGAAGUAGGGGAAUUAUCAGAGAUAUUCCAAUGGAAAGGAGAGGUGGACAAAGGGUUGCCGAAUUGGGAGGAAUCAGAUAAAGAGCAUCUUGGAGAAGAGUUAUCUGAUGUAUUGCUUUGUCUAAUUAGAUUGCUUUGUCUAAUUAGAUUGGCUAAUAUUUGUGGCAUUGAUCUUGGUGAUGCUGCUGCUAAGAAAAUUGUCAAGAAUUCUAUCAAAUAUCCUGAGCCCAAAGUCUUUUGA
Messenger RNA from Lycium barbarum (goji berry), 387 nucleotides. RefSeq lists its product as uncharacterized. Lineage: Eukaryota; Viridiplantae; Streptophyta; Magnoliopsida; Solanales; Solanaceae. The transcript has 2 exons. The coding region runs from base 1 to 387 and encodes 128 amino acids. The record is from RefSeq and is a predicted model, not a curated record.